Messenger RNA from Dimorphilus gyrociliatus, 3297 nucleotides. The record is from the annotation of a GenBank genome assembly. NCBI's taxonomy places the organism in Eukaryota, Metazoa, Annelida, Polychaeta, Dinophilidae.
AAUAACAAAAUCUGAGAUACGGUUACUAAGCGGCAGUGGUACAAAGAAUUUAUUAACUGCCCAAAUAAGAGGAAAACUAUGAUGAAUAAAACGAAAUUUGACGGUCGUUUCUCGGCUCCGCCGUCUACGGAUAAAAGAAGAUCAAGAUUGAACACAUGGUCUAGUGGUUUCAAUUCGGCAGAUAUCAUUAAUGCUAAAUAUUCGGAGGGGAGUCUCUUCGAAUCUUCAGCAAGCUUUCGGUCAUCUAUUUUUGAUGAAGACGAGGAGGAUUGUACUGGCAGAAAGAGCAAAUCCUCUUUCGUUCAGGGUGACACAUCAGAGAUCGAAGAAUUGAUAAACAUUGAGACGCUUGAAAAACUCUCACAAACAUUCCGAAGAGCUGAUGAGGAUGGAUCUGGAGGCUUAGAACUCGAUGAAUUCAAAAAAUUACUUAGAACUCAAUUACAUAUCCCAACGAAUAAAGAAGGUCAAAUAGACGCUCUAUUUCAAAAGAUCGAUUGGUCUUCAGAAGGAACAAUAUCAUGGGAUGAAUUCUGCACGUACAUGCAAUUGGAAUAUGCGGAGAAAGAAGAUUCAUACGUCAGAGGUAAGGAGGUAUGCCUCCAUUUACCAGCCAAAAUAGUCAACAGUCCCCAUAGAGAAGCAGUUGUCAGAGUUAGUGAUACAACUGAUGGAACGUUUAUCGUAUGCAGUCAGGAUGGAAGCGUUAGUUUCUGGACAUCUACAUUAGAAUUAAAAAGAUCUCGCUCAGUAGUACAAUCAGAAAAUCCCAGAUCGAAACCGAAAUGGAUUACAGAUUUUGUGAUUAUGAAUCAAUUUAACAAAUUCCUUGUUGGAACCGGCGAUAGGGAAAUACAAUUUUUCGAAUUAUCAUCCUUUGAACCUUACUGUCAGAUUAGCGGUUUAGAAACAAUUCCUUUGAAAAUUGAUUACUGUGCUACCGGCCAGGAUGAAUGCUUAAUUAUAUGGGGAGAUUCGCAAGGUUGCAUAAAUAUAAUUGUAAUAAGCGCAGCUGGUGAAUGUUUGAGAACGUGGAAGAAGAUGCCGAAAAGAGAUGGAAUAGCAUCCGUUUCUAUUGAAGCAGUCGCAAAGAAUUCAAAUACUCAUUUCCUACGGUGGGUAGCUCACUACGAUUGGGUUCAACAAGUCAAGUAUUACCAUGAUCUUCGUCAAGUUAUCUCCUGUUCCAAUAAUGCUAGUACAGCCUUAGUAAUCGGUAAAUUUGUUUAUCUAAGCUGUACAUCCGGUUCGACUCAGAUAGAAAUGCAAUUAAGGGAGAUUAGAGACCCUACCUAUGCUCAACUACAGCAAAAGAAAAGAGAAGAAUACAAUGUAGCACCCGUAAAGCGAUUAGAGGCUGAUAAGAAUGUAUUCAAAGUGUAUAAAGGCGUAAAAACGUUCGACUUUUCCAAGCGAAGGAACAUUUUAAUAACCGGUGGAAUGGAUCGAAUUCUAAGAAUGUGGAACCCUUACGUUUCAUCGAAACCAUCGGCUAUGCUUCGAGGUCACAGUGCCCCGAUUGUUCAUGCUUUUAUAGCGGAGGAAGAAGGGAGAAUAUUCAGUAUUUCGACUGACAAAUGCGUCAAAAUCUGGGAUAUUUCAGAUCAAAAUUGCCUUCUUACAGUUAGAGCCAAAGGUCAUAAGAUUCGAGGAGACAUUCAAAGCUGUUAUUAUUCUCCAGUUGCUAAGGCUCUGUGCAUAGCAACCGACCAAAUGAAUUCGCUGCUACUAAAACUAAGACCUCAACAUCACGCUGACAUUCCUGUGACACAUAAGGAACCAAUCUACGCCAUAGUAUAUAAUCCAAACUUUAAGCAGAUUAUUACAAGCUCAGAAUCUUCUGUAAUAAAAGUAUGGGAUAUUGAGACUGGUAAUGCUAUCUUUGAAUAUGGAGACGCCCAUGGUGACAGCGCGAUUACAGCUUUAGCUUUCGAUAAUACAUCCAGGCGUCUAUUAAGCGCGGGAAGAGACGGUUGCGUACGGAUUUGGAAUUACAAUAAUGGUCAUUGCUUGAGAACGCUAAGACGAGAAGACGAAGCUGAAGAAUUAUGCAGUCUUGCCUAUGUUGAAAUGAAUCGAAAUCGUUAUGUAAUCGCUGUUGGUUGGGAUAAGCGUAUUAAUAUAUUCAGUGACUCGAAUGACGAUGCUAAAGUUCGUUUGGUACAACAUCAACAACCUCAUUGGAAAGAUGAUUCGAUAAACGGUCACACAGAUGAUAUAUUAUGCGUUGCGCAAUGCAAAUCUAAUUUGAUAGCAACGUCUAGUUACGAUGGCCAAGUUAUCGUAUGGAAUAUGGUCAGUGGGCAUAGAUUUUGUAAUUUAGUUGCAGAUCCACCUCCUGAAUAUGAAAAUAAUUGCGAAACGAAAUACACGAUAAACGAACUUAGAGAGUCGGGCCAAUUAAGUGUGAACAAGGUCUGUUUUCUACCCUCUAGAUUCGAUAUGAAAGAGUCAGCAUUAGUAAUAUCUAGUGGACCUUGCGGUUUUCUACAUUUCUGGAAUAUUUAUCACGGUGGUAAGGUGGCAGCAAGAUUCUCUUCUGUAAAAUCUCACGAAUCUCUAAUAACGGCCAUGUGCGUUGACAAAAGCGACAAAUUAGUAAUUGUGGGUGAUAGUAACGGUUUUAUUUAUCAGUGGAAUAUAGAGAACUAUUGCUUAAAUGGUCCAGAAGAAGACGCUGCCGAACUACUACUUAAUUGGAGAGCUCAUAUUGAAUGCAUUACUAAUGUGGUUCUAGUCGAUGAACAAAAGAUAAUUAUUUCGUCUUCUCUCGAUUGUACGGUUCGUGUAUGGACUAUUGAGUCAGGAGACUACGUUGGCACUUUUGGCCAAUCAGAAAAUUGGAACAUCUACGAACCGAGUACAUUUCAACACCCAAUGGUUCCAUAUGACGUUUUAGUCGAUCCAAUGAGUUUACCGACACAUCCGAUUAUUAAGGAUAAAGAAAAUAUGGCCGAAGUGGUUCACGCAGAUUCAGCUAGAGAAGAUAAGGAAAAACGAGAAAGGGAACUGCAGGCAUUUAUUCAGUACACUAAGCAGCAGUUUUACGUCGACGAUGAUACUAUCGCGGAACAAUUGAAGACAAGGGAAUACGCUUCCGGUACCGGUAAAAGAUUACGCCACGAAAAAUUUAAACCCCUGAGGAUAGAACGAGGUGGUCCCAGCGAAUAUCAGGCGCUAAGAACAUACAAAAUGGCGACUGACCCAAGUGCGACUUUCACGAAAAAAUUAACAGAAGCUAAAGACUCUUUGGAAAGCCUCGCCGAAGAAGUAUUGACGUCACAAACUGCGCAUUAA